CACUGAAAGGCAGCACUCAUACAUGGCACUGAUAGGCGGCACUGACUGGCACUGAUAGGCGGCAUUGACUGGCACUGAUAGGUGGUACUGACUGGCACUGUUAGGCGGCACUGAUAGGCAGCAUUGACGGGCACUGAUAGGCGGGGCUGAUGUACACUGAUAGGCGGCACUGACUGGCACUGAUAGGUGGCACUGAUUGGCAGAACUGAUAGGUGGCAUUGAUAUGUGGCACUGACUGGCACUGGUGGGUGACACUGAAAGGCAGCUCAGAUGGGCACUGAUAUGUGGCUUUGAUGGGACAUGUACACUGAUCAUCAGGGCACUUAUGAUCAGUGCCCCGAUGAUCAGUGUAGCCCCAUCAGUGCCACCUGUCAGUGUCUAUCAAUUCCACUUGUCAGUGCCCAUCAAUGCCACCUGCCCGUGCCCAUCAGUGCCACAUAUCAGUGUCGAUUUUAGCUGCCUUUCAGUACCAACUAUCAAUGCCAGUCAGUGCUGCCUAUCAGUGCCAGUCAGUGCCACCUAUCAGUGCCCAUCAGUGUCACCUAACAGUGUCAGUCAGUGCCACAUAACAGUGCCAGUCAGUGCCGCCUAUGAGUGCCAGACAGUGCUGCCU
This is a messenger RNA of Staurois parvus, 613 nucleotides long. Lineage: Eukaryota; Metazoa; Chordata; Amphibia; Anura; Ranidae. The record is from the annotation of a GenBank genome assembly.